Rotaria sp. Silwood1 is the source of this 414-nucleotide messenger RNA. The record is from the annotation of a GenBank genome assembly. NCBI's taxonomy places the organism in Eukaryota, Metazoa, Rotifera, Eurotatoria, Philodinida, Philodinidae.
AUGUAUAGAUUUUUAUAUAUUAAAUUAGUAGAACAACAGCUGAAACCUCAUUUCGAUCAAUUAUAUGGUGAUGUUGAUGUUAUAUGGCAAGAUGAUGGUGAUUCAAAACAUCGAUUUCAUUAUGCAUUAGAACAAAUGGAUGAGAUUUUCAAUGAUCGUGUUACAGCUGAAGAACAAGCUGAUAAAAUGACUGAUAUUUGGCUACUUGAAAACAUUUGGGGUUAUAUCAAAGAGAAAUUGAAAGGAGAAGAAAUUAAAAAUGUAUCGAUGUUGAAAAAUAAAAUUAUAGAGACUUCGAGAACAAUCAGUCCACAAAUGUGCUCGAAAUUGAUGAAUUCAAUUCCAAGAAGAUCACAAUGUUUAAUCAACAAAGAAAGCUAUUCAGUCAACAAAAAAGACUAUAAAGAUUUAUGA